Ylistrum balloti is the source of this 3758-nucleotide messenger RNA. RefSeq names its product ras-related and estrogen-regulated growth inhibitor-like. Lineage: Eukaryota; Metazoa; Mollusca; Bivalvia; Pectinida; Pectinidae. The transcript is spliced from 4 exons. Gene Ontology annotation, molecular function: GTPase activity; GTP binding. The record is from RefSeq and is a predicted model, not a curated record. The coding region runs from base 756 to 1538 and encodes 260 amino acids.
AUUAGUGCUACUUACUGUGAUAAAUACGUAUGCUCCGACACCGGCGCUGAAAUAGUAAUACACGUAGUGUAGUAGUACGGGAUACUGAAGUGGAGUGUCGCUUUUCUAAAUCACAAUUCGUUUUAAUGAAUACAUGUUCUCAUGUUUUAAGAGCGAUGACGACUGUUCAAUGAUUACAAAUAACUACGUUCGGGAUUUCUUUAAUAGUGUAUUGUUAUUUUGUUUGCGUGGAGAUUUGAGAUAGAAAAAAAACACACGGAAAGUUAUUUGUGUAACAUGAAUUAAAAAUUGCCGGGAGAGUGAUUAUUUCCGCUGAAUGACUGAUAGAUGGUGGAAUUAAUGGUCAAGCACUGACCCUGUCAAUUACAUUUGCUGACGAAGACAAGCGUAAUCCCUGUAUCACUAUACCGUACGUCAGUGGAAGUAGAUAGAUACACUGAGCACACAGAGAGAGGGUAUAGUAGAGAGACCUUCGGUUGAGUGUCAGUUGCUAUCUAAGUCACACUCGUCUGGGAACUCAUAGAACUGUGGGAACUUCAGUAUUCUUGGCAUCCAGUGCCACCGGAACAUAUUUGUGUGAUACGAUGUGUCCAUGAUCAGAUGUAUUUGGGAUGGUUAAUGUUGUGAAAAACAUACCACAUUGAACAUUGUAUACAAAACAGAAAAAUAUGUUAUCGAGGUUUUAGAACAUCAGCGUUGUCAGUAACUGUAUGAGGUGUGGAGUAUGUUAGUUUAAUUGUGUCGCAGUUAUUACCAUGACAGAUAUUACUUCAAUACACAGGGAAAAACUCAAAGAGAAUAUGAGAAACAUGUCAUCCCCCAAUCUCCUCCGCAAGAUAUCGAUGUCUUCAAAGCAACGUCCAUUUCGAGUUGUUAUCCUGGGACAGAAUGGAGUUGGCAAAUCAGCUCUCACUGUACGAUUCCUGACGAGAAGAUUCAUAGGAGAAUACGAUCCGAACUUAGAAAAGACAUAUAGCUGUAACAAGUGCAUAGACGGAGACAACGUCACCAUAGAGGUCCUAGACACGGCAAUACAGGGUGAGAAAAAUAAAACGGAAGAGAACAUUAAGUGGGCAGAUGCGUACGUGUUAAUGUACUCAGUCACAGACAGUUGUAGUUUCAACGAGUGCAGCAGAAUCAAAUUCCUGAUUAACUCAUACUGCAAACGGGUAAGGAAAAUGAGCAUGGCGAUGGAAAAUGGCCAACAGGGGGCGCCAUGUGUACUGAUUGGAAACCAGAAUGACAGACUACACGACCGAAUGGUUACGGAGGAAGAGGGUAAAUCACGUGCAAUAGAACUUGGUUGCUCUGCUUUUUAUGAGAUAUCUGUGCGGGAAUCGGUGGACAGUGUUUUUAAAAUAUUCGAAGACAUGUAUAUCUUUCACCGGAAGACGAAGAAGUCAAAACCGUUUUUAUACAAACAACAGUCUAUGCCAAGUAUAGUGUUGGAACAAGCGGACGCUGGUGACAGUUCAGAGGGGGAAUCGAGGGUCAGGGGACUGUCUCGGAGGCGACAAGCCCUUUAUACCAUCAGUUAGCACACAAAUAAAUACUACUAGCAAUCGAUUGUAAAAAUGAGGACUUUGAAUCAGCUAUUGAAUACCUAUUGAAUACCCAUUGUUUCAUUUCAAUUUGUGCAUCAAAGACAGAAUUGUAUAGUCAUCGUAAGGGUGUAAGAACUAUUAUUGGUUGCAAUUUUUUAUUCGAUGAAGCAAAUUGAAAGACCUAGAACGUUGGGCAUUCAUUUAGAAUACCUUACCACCAAUGGAUAUUCUUACUAGGAUAAUUCUAACACUGGAAACUUAACUGUGCUAGCAAUAUGUAUACCACUUAAUUAUUCAAUUUCAAAUAAAACGUCAUUAGAAGUGAAAUUCAAAUCGAGUUACCUCCCCUACUCAUCGAGACUGAUACUGUUGGAAGUGUUUAAAACUUAUUUUCUAUAGUUAUUUUAUGUAUGUAACACUGAUUAUGAUCCGAAUGUCACUAAUGUAAGCUACCUAAUUUCAGUUUUGGUCUUAUGACAAUGUUUUUAGUAAAAUAUGUCACGAGCUUCCCUACUACAGAUAAUUACAGCUAUGGUAUUGCCAAUCUGCUAAUAUCGCUAUUGCAAUAUUCCAACAUGACCAUUUGAUCAGUAAGCGACAGCAUAGUUAGAUAAACACUGGUUUUAAAAAAUACUGCAUAACACAGACGCGUUUGUAGAAACGAAAAUAGAUUUUCAUUGGCUGAUUUACAAUACAUAUAUUGCUUUUUGUUUCACAUUCUAUGUGAAAUUUUCAACUCUCUCUCUCUCUCUCUCUCUCUCUCUCUCUCUCUCUCUCUCUCUCUCUCUCUCUCUCUCUCUCUCUCUCUCUCUCUCUCUCUCUCUCUCUCUCUCUCUCUCUCUCUCUCUAUAAAUAUAUAUAUUACCUCUUUUCCUAGUUCUAACAGUAGUAACGCUUUAAUAAUCAGACAUCUAUAUUACCUCUUUUUCCUAGUUUAUCUACAUUUUGUCUGCUAUCUGUAUAAAAGUUAAGACUAAAAUAAUUUCGUCCUAGGCAGAAUGCUCAACAAUGGUAAGGGGAGGUCAAUUUUGAAAUGUGAAAUCGCUAAAGACCAUUUUAAAUUACGAAAAUGAUAAACUACAAUACGUAUAUCAACAUAGAAAUGUUGUUUUACAACUGCCACAAUUGUCAACAUUUGCCUGUGUCAUUUCCGCGAAAUUGUGAACAUCAAAUUACAAUUCUCUUCGGUGUAAUGUUAAACCGCAUAAGACCCUGUAAUCUAUAUUACUCAUUGUAUAUUGUAUAAAGCAUUAACAAAACGAAUGAAGUGAGUAAAUGUGAAAUUUGAAAUGUCUGUUAGAGAGGAGAGUGACUAUGUAAUGUGUGAAAAUGCAGCUUCCGGAUGUGUUAGAGGGGAGAGUGACAAUGUAAUGUGUGAAACUGCAGCUUCCGGAUGUGUUAGAGGGGAGAGUGACAAUGUAAUGUGAAACUGCAGCUUCCGGGUGUGUUAGAGGGGAGAGUGACAAUGUCAUGUGAAACUGCAUUUUCCGGGUGUGUUAGAGAGGAGAGUGACUAUGUAAUCUGUGGAACUGCAGCUUCCGGGUGUGUUAGAGAGGAGAGUGACUAUGUAAUGUGUGAAACUGCAUUUUCCGGGUGUGUUAGAGGGGAGAGUGUCUGUGUAAUGUGUGAAACUGCAGUUUCCGGGUGUGUUAGAGGGGAGAGUGACAAUGUAAUGUGUGAAACUGCAGUUUCCGGGUGUGUUAGAGGGGAGAGUGACUAUGUAAUGUGUGGAACUGCAGUUUCCGGGUGUGUUAGAGCGGAGAGUGACAAUGUAAUGUGUGAAACUGCAGUUUCCGGGUGUGUUAGAGGGGAGAGUGUCUGUGUAAUGUGUGAAAUUGCAGUUUCCGGGUGUGUUAGAGAGGAGAAUGACAAUGUAAUGUGUGAAACUGCAGUUUCCGGGUGAGUUAGACGGGAGAGUGUCUGUGUAAUGUGUGAAAUUGCAGUUUUCGGGUGUGUUAGAGGGGAGAGUGACAAUGUAAUGUGAAACUGCAGCUUCCGGGUGUGUUAGAGGGGAGAGUGUCCGUGUAAUGUGUGGAACUGCAGUUUCCGGGUUUGUUAGAGCGGAGAGUGACAAUGUAAUGUGUGAAACUGCAGUGUCCGGGUGUGUUAGAGGGGAGAGUGUCUGUGUAAUGUGUGAAACUGCAGUUUCCGGGUGUGUUAGAGGGGAGAGUGACAAUGUAAAAUUGAUGCAAAUUUAUCGAUUGUUUUCUCAUG